AUAUAACACCACUGCGCUUCAGUUGUGCUAGGGUUUGAAGUUGCCGCUCGCCUUCAGAUCUACCAAAGCAAGAGCGGCCAUUGGACAAUUCGGAAAUGCCGAAGCAGAUCCAUGAGAUCAAGGAUUUCCUUCUCACAGCUAGAAGGAAGGAUGCUCGCUCUGUAAAGAUUAAACGGAGCAAAAGUGUUGUGAAGUUCAAGGUCAGAUGUGCAAAGUAUCUUUACACGCUCUGCGUGUUUGAUUCUGAGAAGGCUGAUAAGCUCAAACAAUCUCUACCUCCUGGUUUGAGUGUACAGGACCUGUGAAAGCGAGAGUAGUACUAUGGCUGUUUUUCUAUUACUUGUGAUGAAUCGUUCAUUGGCAUUGCAAAAGUUUUUCUUAAGAAAUUCAACUCUUAAUUGAACUAUUAUUUUUUUUAAAUGCAUGAAACUACGUACUCUGCUAACGUUUUGACAGUAAUUUAAUGUCCGCCUUCUUUGCUUAGCA
Phalaenopsis equestris is the source of this 486-nucleotide messenger RNA. Its product is annotated as 60S ribosomal protein L38. Bases 96 to 305 code for a protein of 69 amino acids. Gene Ontology annotation, biological process: translation; protein-RNA complex assembly. Lineage: Eukaryota; Viridiplantae; Streptophyta; Magnoliopsida; Asparagales; Orchidaceae. The record is from RefSeq and is a predicted model, not a curated record. The transcript has 3 exons. Gene Ontology annotation, molecular function: structural constituent of ribosome. Gene Ontology annotation, cellular component: cytosolic large ribosomal subunit; ribosome.